AUGUCAAAGUUCCAACUUCUCACCACUAUGUUUGAGAAUCUAAGAAUGAAUGAAGAUGAAUCUAUUUAUGAUUUCAACAUCAGACUACGUGACAUUGCCAAUACUUCCCUUUCAUUAGGAAAGAAGAUGUCUAUGGAAAAUUUGGAUAGAAAAAUCCUAAGAUCUCUUCCUAAGAAGUUUAAUAUGAAGGUCAUGACUAUUGAAAAGGUCCAAGACCUUGGUAGGAUCAAAGUUGAUGAACUCAUUAGUUCUUUACAAACCUUUGAGAUGGCCUUAAAUGACAUAUCUGAAAAGAAGAAAAAAGGCAUAACUUUUAUGUCAAACACUGAAGAAUAUGAAGGUCAAAAUAAAUCAAAGAGUAUUGCCAUCAAGAAAAGGAAAGCAUUUGAAAAAGUUGGUACCUCUGAAAAGGAACCGCACGUGCAUGCUCAUAUUAUUAUUGAAUAUAUUCCUGUUAAUGAGGAAGUUUUGUCUAAUCCCAUUAUGAAAGAUAUUGAUCAUACUGGAAAAUCUUUUGAGGAACCACACGUGGAACCACGUGUUAAAUCACAUGUUGAUUCACAUGUUGAACCAAAUGUUGGAAAAUUUGUCCCAACAUAUGGUGAACUACAGAAGAAAAUCCCUCAAGAGAAGCCUGGGAAUAAGAGAAGAAAGGUUGAAGUGAAAGUUGUUGAAAAGAAGUAUCUUAAGAGAAAACUUGUGCAAACAAGUGACUCUGAGAUAGAUGUUGAAGUUGAUGUCCUAGACAUCACACUCUCUUCUAGGAGAAAGAUUGGAGGAAAAAGAGUUAUAGUCAAUAUUCCUUCUAUCCCCUUGGAUAAUGUUUCAUUCUACUCUGAAGAAAGUGUGCAAAAUUGGAAGUAUGUGUGUAAAAGAAUAGUUGCUUCUAAAAGAGAGCUAAGAAAAGAUGUCAUUGAAUGGCAAGAAAUAAAAAAUCUUUCAAAGGAUGUUGGAUUGAUGACAAUUGUCUCAGAUAUGGGACCUUGCUAUGAAAACAUGGUUAAAGAGUUUAUUGUGAACCUAUCUCCUGAAUGCAAUGUUGAAGGAAGUCAAGAGUAUAUGAAGGUUUGUGUUAGAGGGAAAUGUGUGAAGUUUUCACCCUUCAUUAUUGAUGCAUAUAUGGGAAUAACCAAGUAA
Messenger RNA from Lathyrus oleraceus (garden pea), 1137 nucleotides. RefSeq lists its product as uncharacterized. The record is from RefSeq and is a predicted model, not a curated record. NCBI's taxonomy places the organism in Eukaryota, Viridiplantae, Streptophyta, Magnoliopsida, Fabales, Fabaceae. The transcript has 3 exons. Bases 1 to 1137 code for a protein of 378 amino acids.